CGGCAACAUUUCUCAUCCUCCAACCGCAUUAACCUCCAAAGGGAGCACUAAAAACAUACAGUAUUUUACUAAAACAGCAUCUCAAAACCCCCCCAAUGUCCUGACAAAUCUCUCAUCCCUAGCAUCUCCACCACUUCAGAUACCCCUCUCUCUUUCUCUCUCCUCUUUCUCUCUCUAAAACUGGAGAUGCACAAUUUCAUACUGCUCCUCAGCUGAAAUCAAUCCUCAUCCAACCAACAAUCUCUGUCUAGAAGAUGCUCAAGUCGACACUACUCAGCUGAAACCGUCAUCCAACCAAGAAUUUCAACUCUCUCAGUUGCAUAUCGUAGUCCGAUUUGAUGGCUUCUUCGUCAAUCUGGUUUGCGGCCACUCCCCGGGCUGGUUUCCGAACUGACGCUGCCGGAUUCUUGCACUCCGGUGGCCGUCCGGUUUCCCAAUUCAGGGCUCAGAGGUCCGAUGUUAGGUGCUCUCUCGACUCCAAUGUCUCUGACAUGAGCGUUAACGCUCCUAAGGGGUUAUUUCCACCAGAACCUGAACAUUAUCGGGGACCCAAGCUGAAAGUGGCUAUUAUUGGAGCUGGGCUUGCUGGUAUGUCGACUGCCGUGGAGCUUUUGGAUCAAGGCCAUGAGGUGGAUAUAUACGAGUCAAGGACUUUCAUUGGUGGAAAAGUGGGUUCAUUUGUUGAUAAACGUGGAAACCACGUUGAAAUGGGACUUCAUGUUUUCUUUGGUUGCUACAGUAAUCUUUUCCGUUUGAUGAAAAAGGUGGGUGCUGAAAGAAACCUGCUUGUGAAGGAGCAUACUCACACUUUUGUUAACAAAGGGGGUGAUAUUGGUGAACUCGAUUUUCGAUUUCCAAUUGGAGCACCGUUACAUGGAAUCCAGGCCUUUUUGUCUACAAAUCAGCUUAAGACUUAUGAUAAAGCAAGAAAUGCUUUGGCACUUGCCUUAAGUCCGGUUGUGCGGGCUCUUGUUGAUCCAGAUGGAGCUCUGAGGGACAUACGGAAUUUGGAUAGUAUAAGCUUCUCUGAUUGGUUCUUGUCCAAAGGGGGAACACGCAUGAGUAUCCAGAGAAUGUGGGACCCUGUUGCAUAUGCCCUUGGGUUUAUCGACUGUGAUAAUAUCAGUGCACGUUGUAUGCUCACUAUAUUCUCGUUGUUUGCCACUAAGACAGAGGCUUCCCUACUACGCAUGCUUAAAGGCUCUCCUGAUGUUUAUUUGAGUGGUCCCAUUAAAAAAUAUAUCACAGACAAAGGAGGCAGGUUCCAUCUCAGGUGGGGAUGCAGAGAGAUACUUUAUGAUAGAACUGCUGAUGGAGACACAUAUGUCACAGGAGUUGCCAUUUCCAAGGCUACACAAAAGAAAAUUGUGAAAGCUGAUGCUUAUGUUGCAGCCUGUGAUGUCCCUGGAAUUAAAAGAUUAGUUCCACCACAAUGGAGGGAGUUGGAAUUUUUUGAUAAUAUCUAUAAACUAGUUGGAGUGCCUGUCGUCACAGUGCAACUUAGAUACAAUGGCUGGGUCACAGAGUUACAGGAUCUAGAACGGUCAAGGCAAUUGAGGCAAGCUGUAGGCUUGGAUAAUCUCCUUUACACCCCAGAUGCAGAUUUCUCUUGCUUUGCAGACCUUGCACUAACAUCCCCAGAGGAUUAUUAUAUUGAGGGCCAAGGUUCAUUGCUCCAAUGUGUGCUUACACCUGGUGAUCCCUACAUGCCGUUACCAAAUGAUGAAAUAAUUAAGAGAGUUUCAAGACAGGUUUUAGUUUUGUUCCCAUCUUCUCAAGGUCUGGAAGUUACUUGGUCAUCGGUUGUCAAAAUUGGGCAAUCUUUAUAUCGUGAGGCACCUGGUAAAGAUCCAUUUAGACCCGAUCAGAAAACACCUGUGAAAAAUUUCUUCCUUGCUGGCUCGUACACUAAACAGGAUUAUAUAGACAGCAUGGAAGGUGCAACUCUUUCGGGCAGGCAAACUUCUGCCUAUAUAUGUGGUGCUGGGGAAGAACUUGUGUCGUUACGGAAGAAGCUUAUUGACAUUGAAUCAAAAGAGUACGCGGAAUCUGCUGCUGGUAUAGUGGAUGAGUUGAGCCUCGUCUGAUAGAUAGCAAUUCAUUUGUUGAGCUCUAAACACAUUGUCUCAGUUUGCGGAGUUAGGUUGUGGCUGGAUGGAGUUAUGUAUGUAAUUUAAUUGAAAUCACACAAAAGUGUAACACAUAAAAUUGCGGUUGUAUCAUGCAAUCCAUGCCAAUAUUUAGCUUCCUGCAGUUCAUGUUAUGUGACUACAUCAGAUAUUUGCAUGUUGAACUUGAGUUUUUUCAAGUUAUGUA
Molecule: messenger RNA, 2316 nt
Organism: Cornus florida
Lineage: Eukaryota; Viridiplantae; Streptophyta; Magnoliopsida; Cornales; Cornaceae
Product: zeta-carotene desaturase, chloroplastic/chromoplastic
Exons: 14
Coding region: 339-2087 (582 amino acids)
Biological process (GO): carotenoid biosynthetic process
Molecular function (GO): 9,9'-di-cis-zeta-carotene desaturase activity
Source: RefSeq, a predicted model, not a curated record